Piliocolobus tephrosceles (Ugandan red Colobus) is the source of this 2641-nucleotide messenger RNA. It is a transcript of the gene METTL21A, whose product is annotated as methyltransferase 21A, HSPA lysine. The record is from RefSeq and is a predicted model, not a curated record. Gene Ontology annotation, cellular component: protein-containing complex; cytosol. Lineage: Eukaryota; Metazoa; Chordata; Mammalia; Primates; Cercopithecidae. The transcript is spliced from 4 exons. The coding region runs from base 413 to 1069 and encodes 218 amino acids.
GCCCGGGGCAGGGGCUGGGACCGAGCGCGCGCCCGCAGCUCCGCGCUCCCGACUGUAGCCGGAGCCCGCCGCGUCCCCCGACCCAUUUAAAAAACUUAACACACGGGCGCCACGUGUUCACUUCCCCCACCGCGCUUUAGUUGAGAGGGGUUUUGUGACUUUUCCACUCGAUUGCCGCCAAGCGGGCUAUUACACCGCUUCGGACCCCACAGUGGAGACGCGGGGACCAGAGUGACCACGCAUUCUUCGUAGGGAGCUUUCUUCAUCACCAGCUAACCCGCCACCUUUAAAACUAAAAAACAGGCAUAAGGCGCAAGCGAGAAAGUCAGAGGCAGAGAGCGGUGGAGCACAUGCUAGAAACUGGGUAAGGAGUAGAUUCAACACCAGGUCUGAGCAGAGGGGUGCAGGCGGGAUGGCCCUGGUGCCCUAUGAGGAGACCACGGAAUUGGGGUUGCAGAAAUUCCACAAGCCUCUUGCAACCUUUUCCUUUGCAAACCACACGAUCCAGAUCCGGCAGGACUGGAGACACCUGGGAGUCUCAGCGGUGGUUUGGGAUGCGGCCAUCGUUCUUUCCACGUAUCUGGAGAUGGGAGCCGUGGAGCUCAGGGGCCGUUCUGCCGUGGAGCUGGGUGCUGGCACGGGGCUGGUGGGCAUAGUGGCUGCCUUGCUGGGUGCUCAUGUGACUAUCACGGAUCGAAAAGUAGCAUUAGAAUUUCUUAAAUCAAACGUUCAAGCCAACUUACCUCCUCAUAUCCAAUUCAAAACUGUUGUUAAGGAGCUGACUUGGGGACAGAAUUUGGGGAGUUUUUCUCCUGGAGAAUUUGACCUGAUACUUGGAGCUGAUAUCAUAUAUUUAGAAGAGACAUUCACAGAUCUUCUUCAAACACUGGAACAUCUCUGUAGCAAUCACUCCGUGAUUCUUUUAGCAUGCCGAAUUCGCUAUGAACGGGAUAACAACUUCUUGGCAAUGCUGGAGAGGCAAUUUACUGUGAGAAAGGUUCACUAUGAUCCUGAAAAAGAUGUAUAUAUUUACGAAGCACAGAAGAGAAACCAGAAGGAGGACUUAUAAUUGGCUAUAAUUUAUAAGAAUGCUGUCAUUGAGUGUGUCACUUAAGGUCUUAGACUGCAAAUCUAACCAUAUUUAAUGAAAUGUCUUACUGUACAAAAAGUCUAAACCAAAGGUUCUCAGGGGAGAAAGCACAUGUGCAGUUUUAAAACAAAGCAGUGCUUUGUCCCAUUGCUAUGAGUUUUAGUCAUACUUUACUCACUCUGAAAUCCAAUUAACAUUAAAGGAUUAAGUGUGAGAUUUUGGUUUAUGCUAUUUCUGUAUCUCAUACUACUCCCUCUUAAUAAAGUUUCCACUGAUGUCUUUAAAUGAGCAAGCUUUCUUUGGUAAUAUUACAUCUUACAAAUUAUUUUUAAAACCUUCUGAUAUAUACAAUGUUUAGCCAAGUUUUCUGAUUUUCCGAAUGUAAAACAAAAGGUUUAACAUACAUUCCUUGAGCUGUUAGUGCUAUUGAAACCUUUUGCCCUGUUUAAGUCCUAAAAACUUUUAGUUGGUUGAGUAGGAUAUGAGUUUUUUUGAGUCUCAUAUCAUACUUUUUGCCUUAAUUUCAGGUUUAUAUAUGUUAAUAAAGGAAUUAAAUAAAAAUGAAAUUUCAGUUACUUUUUGAAAGCACCUGAAAUCUGGCUGGGUGCGGUGGCUCAUGCCUGUAAUCCCACCACUUUGGGAUGCUGAGGCAGGCAGAUCACUUGAGGUCAGGAGUUCAAAAACAGCCUGGCUAACAUGGUGAAAACCCAUCUCUACUAAAAAUACAAAAAUUAGCCGGACGUGGUGGCAGGCGCCUGUAAUCCCAGCUACUUGGGAGGCUGAGGCAGGAGAAUCACUUGGACCUGGGAGGCAGAGGUUGCAGUGAGCUGAGAUCGCACCAUUGUACUCCAGCCUGGGGGACAAGAGCAAGACUCCGUCUCAAAAAAAAAAAAAAAAAAGCACCUGAAAUCUUGAAUAGGUUGUCUAUUUCAAGUCAAAAGCUGAGGUUUUCCCCUUCUGCUUUACCCUUGCUCAAAUGUCUUAAUGCAAUUCUUUCCUGAGCUUUCCUUGCUUCCUUAACAAUGCAUAGGAUGACAUUAGAAGUUUUAAAUCUCAUCCCUCCCUGAGAGGUUAGCUUCCCAUAUGUAAGCUCCUUUUGUAUUGUAAUUGCUCAUUCAACGUUAGUAUUGCCCCAUAGAGUGUAAGCUUCUUGAGGGCCAAGAAUGCUUCUGCCUCUUCCAUUGUUGCUUCCUGAGUACCUUCUGUAUAUUUCAUAACCAAAUAAUGAAAAAGAUAUAUUCCAUUUAAAGGACAUUGACUUUGGGUUAAAUGAUUGUUAUACUGUUUGAUGAUUAUCUUUGAUAACACUUUGACAUCUCACACACACAUGAACUUUUCUUUUUACAGUGCAAACGUUUAAACAAUAGCUUAACUUUAGACUGCAAGAAUAUAAUCUCAAUAUGGUAUUUGGUACUAGAGAGAGAUUUUUUAUAAAAUCUUAAAAACAGGACGUUCUCUUCCUUUUGAUCCCAGAGGUGAAAAUAUUCAGUAUGUCAUUUUCUACAUAUAUUGAAAUAGCAGUUUCACUUUAAUAAAGAUGGAUUAAAAGUU